AUUUCUCUGCUUGUGGUGGAUGAAAGGUCACAUAAAUCUAAAAAGUGUAGAAAUGAUGAGAUUAUGGCAGAGACAAGUGUUCUCCUUGAAGAGACUAAGCUUGCUGGAAGUCCCAGAGCAGCCCCCGUAUAUCUGUGGCGUGUACAUGUGAAAGGUAUAAAAAUUCACUACACAGUGACUCACACAUUAUACCUACAAAUUGGGCGCAACGAAACUGCCUCAGUUGAGUUAAUAUUGGUUAUGAACAACAUAGCAGAUAGCAUAUAUAGACCACAUGGUUUCAUUGUGUUUGUUCGUGUUCUAUGUAUUUGGAACGAUUAUGACCACUUUGGCGUAGGUGGCUAUCUGUCUAAUACUCACCUACUUAUGGAAAUGUUUGGGUAUUGGAUAGAAAGAUUUUAUGGGGAUUUUUUCCAAGCCGCUUCAGCUCUUAUCACAUCAACAAAACAUGGAAACACAGAUUAUGCAAGCAUUCAGAAUGGAUUUUGCAACCCCAACUGGGGAGUAUUAUAUACAUAUGUAGGAAAUAACCAUUUAUUUCUGGCUGGAUCUUUCAUGGCUCAUGCACUGGGUCACAUGUUGAAUUUAACACAUGAUACUCCAGGCUGUGUUUGUUUCAGAAGGAGCAGUUGUCUCAUGGAUGAAUUUCCUACUCUUCAGGAUAUGAUGAGCAAUUGUUCUCAUUCUAUGAUACAUAGGAGGAUCCAUGGUUGGGACCCUUGCCUUAGCUCACAGCUUUCUACAUAUAAGGAUUUAAAAUAUGCAGUUCCUCGUUGUGGAAAUAAGGUAGUGGAAGACAGGGAGCAAUGCGACUGUGGAUCUUUUAAGGACUGUUUGUCUAACUUGUGUUGUGGAACCAAUUGUGAGUUAAUUCAGGGCAGCGCGUGUGCUUCAGGAGGUUGCUGUGAAUCUUGUAAAUUUGCACCCACUGGAACGAUAUGCAGAGACAAACUUGGUAUUUGUGAUCUUCCAGAAUUCUGUAGUGGAAUCUCAGAGAAUUGCCCAGGAAAUGUUUACAUCAUGGAUGGAACUCCUUGUUCUCCACUAGCAGUUUGCGUGUUAGGAAACUGUAGCGACCGUCACUUGCAGUGUCAAGCUCUUUUUGGAUACCAAGUAAAGGAUGCUUCACCAGCAUGCUAUAGAGAAUUAAAUUCCAGAGGUGAUCGAUUUGGAAACUGUGGUGUUAAAAUCAAACGAGGUGGAAGUGGACCUCUCCCAUGUCAACCGGAGGAUGUGUUUUGUGGACUAAUCCACUGUGAUGGUGUCAGUCGUAUUCCUGGUGGAGGUGAGCACACCACCUUUUAUCACAUAAAGGUUCCAGAUGUUAAAGAAGAACAAUGCUUUGGGUAUGAUGCACACCAUGGGACAGAAAUUCCAGAAAUGGGGCUUGUAGUGGAUGGUGCAAACUGUGGCCCUGGCAAAUUCUGUAAAGGUCAGAGAUGUGUUUCUCAUAAUUCUUUGAAUUUUAAUUGCAACAUUAGUAUGUGUAACUUCAGAGGGGUGUGUAACAACAAAGGCAACUGCCACUGUGUUCACGGGUGGCAACCACCACAUUGUAUACAAAGAGGAACAGGUGGUAGUGUAGACAGUGGUCCUCCACCUACCACUGAGAAAAGUCUUCGAGCCGAAUUACGUGUGAGUGUCAACAGGCUAAUAGUCAUUUUAGGGAUUCGCAUGCUUCUUAUCUUGACUUCGAUUCUUUUGGGGGCAAUUUUAAGAGCAGUGUUUGUUCCAGAAACUAAAGAAGAGACCCAACAACCUACUCUUAACAAAUAAUUUACUUCAUACCAAAAUAAUUGAAACCACACAAUGGACAAAAUCCAUGUCAAUUACCACAAGAAACUGUCAAUGAUGUGUUACUGUUCACAAAUCUGAGAAUUUCAUCUUGAAAUAAAAUGACUGGGGAAUUAGCA
Messenger RNA from Mastomys coucha (southern multimammate mouse), 1913 nucleotides. RefSeq names its product disintegrin and metalloproteinase domain-containing protein 29-like. Gene Ontology annotation, cellular component: sperm head plasma membrane; plasma membrane; external side of plasma membrane. Gene Ontology annotation, biological process: proteolysis; male gonad development. The annotation marks the transcript as partial. Gene Ontology annotation, molecular function: metalloendopeptidase activity. The transcript has a single exon. Lineage: Eukaryota; Metazoa; Chordata; Mammalia; Rodentia; Muridae. The record is from RefSeq and is a predicted model, not a curated record.